Molecule: messenger RNA, 1233 nt
Organism: Plasmodium malariae
Lineage: Eukaryota; Apicomplexa; Aconoidasida; Haemosporida; Plasmodiidae
Product: endonuclease, putative
Exons: 1
Coding region: 1-1233 (410 amino acids)
Molecular function (GO): 5'-flap endonuclease activity; 5'-3' exonuclease activity; DNA binding
Source: RefSeq, a predicted model, not a curated record
AUGACCAUUAAAGGAUUCAUACAAUUUAUAAGUAAGAAAAUUCCAAAUACCAUUAAAAGAAUAGAUGAUAUAAAGAGUUUCAAGGGAAAGAAAUUCAUAAUUGAUGGGACGUUCUUUAUUUAUAAAUUUAUGUAUGUUGCUUGGAAACACAUAUUAAAUGAUAAAAAUCGUGAAAGUAAAUAUAAAUCUAAUGAGUUAACUACUCAUCUAUUAAUAAGACAGUACAUUAUUAAAAAGAGUAUACAGUUACUAAAGAAUCAACAUGAAUAUUUUAAAUCUUUAAAAAUUAAUACACUCUAUAUAAUUGAAGAUAUUGGCGCUAGAUGUGAAUUACAACCAGUUGAUUACAAGUGUAAAAAGCAUGUAUGGAAAGAAAGAGAUUCCAUUCGAAAAAAAAGAAAUUUAUUUGACAUCUUAAAUGUAGACACAUCAAAGAAGGAUGCUUCCGCCAAUUCGCAGUCAUUAAGUGAAAGUGGUUUAAAUAGUUGUAACAGUAGAAAUUGUAGCAGCGGUAAAAGUAGUGGUAGUAGUAGCGAUAGUAGCAGCAUUGGAAGCAGUAGUAGUAAGGACGAAACAAAUGGAAACGUGAAUAAACAUAUUUGCGAGAAAAAGAUUAGUAUAAACAAUAUAUGUAAAAAAAAAAACUCGAAAAAAAGAAAAUUUGAAAUAAUUGUUGAUGAAGAUGGCGUUGAUGAUUUAUUUAAAAAGAACAUUUUUAUAAAAAUUAAUUCUAAAACAGCAAAUGAUAUUUACAAUUAUUUGCUAUUAGAAAAAAUUCCUAUUUUUAUAACAAAAAAUGAUGCAGAGAAAGAGUGUGCAAUACAGUGCUCGCACGAGAAAGAUGUCGUUGUUUCAGAUGAUACGGAUGCUCUAGCAUUUGGAGCUCCAAAUUUAAUAAGAUUUGUAACUAAUAAAAAAAAAAGACAUAUAAUUAAUAAAGAUGAGCUUUUGAGUGAAUUAAAUAUAAAUUAUGAACAGUUCAUAGAUUUUUGUAUUUUGUCUGGAUGUGAUUAUAGUGCAAAAAUACCUGGAAUUGGUCCCGUAAAAGCUCAUGAAAUUAUCAAAAAAUACAAAACAAUAGAAUCGUUUUUAGAAUCAAGUGCUUUUAACAAAUAUAGUAAUUCCAAGCUCUUUAAUCAAAAAUUAAAUGAAAUAACUAUGUCAUUAGAUGAUUAUAUUGUUAAUGAAUUUACUUAUGAACAAGCAAGGAAGGUAUUUUUUAAUUCAUAUUAA